Messenger RNA from Salvia miltiorrhiza (redroot sage), 1989 nucleotides. Its product is annotated as phosphatidylinositol N-acetylglucosaminyltransferase subunit A. Gene Ontology annotation, molecular function: phosphatidylinositol N-acetylglucosaminyltransferase activity. Bases 396 to 1739 code for a protein of 447 amino acids. Gene Ontology annotation, biological process: GPI anchor biosynthetic process. The record is from RefSeq and is a predicted model, not a curated record. The transcript has 9 exons. NCBI's taxonomy places the organism in Eukaryota, Viridiplantae, Streptophyta, Magnoliopsida, Lamiales, Lamiaceae. Gene Ontology annotation, cellular component: glycosylphosphatidylinositol-N-acetylglucosaminyltransferase (GPI-GnT) complex.
AAGAAAAAAUGGGUCAGGAUUUGGAUGGGCGCCUCAAUAAAAAAUAUAGAAAUUAAUUAGAAAUAGAUUUCUGAUUUCUGUCUUUACUUCACACUAGCGUCUAUCUGCCGCACUCACUCUCUCUCUGCUGUCCGACGGUCGUCGCCGCCCACGCCUCCUCCGGUGGCCCGUGGCCACGGCCUCGCCGCCUCGGACCUCUCCGUCCAAGUGCUGCAAGUGUCAAGCAGCCAGCACAGCAGCAGUGCGCGACUGCACCGCGGCGCCGCCCUCACCUAUCCUUCCCCGUCGCCCCGCCCCGCGUCCUUCGGCCUCGGUGCCUCCGUCCGGCGACACCGCAGCAGAAGCAGUUUCCAACGCUCAAGUUCCCAACAACAGGGUAUGAGACUUGAUAUAAAAUGAGCCAACAAGGAAAACAUAGAAUCUUAAUGGUAUCUGACUUUUUCUACCCCAACUUCGGUGGUGUAGAGAAUCACAUUUAUUAUCUAUCACAAUGUUUGAUGAAACUUGGCCACAAGGUGAUAGUUAUGACCCAUGCUUACGGAAAUCGUUCUGGAGUGCGAUACAUGACUGGUGGUUUGAAAGUUUAUUACGUUCCGUGGAAGCCGUUUCUAAUGCAGAAUACACUUCCUACAUUUUAUGGAACACUUCCAAUCAUAAGAACAAUAUUGAUUCGAGAAAGGAUAACAUUAGUGCACGGACACCAAGCCUUUUCAACUCUAUGUCAUGAAGCUCUGAUGCAUGCACGCACGAUGGGAUUCAAAGUUGUAUUUACUGAUCAUUCCCUUUAUGGUUUUGCUGAUGUGGGAAGUAUUCACAUGAACAAGGUUUUGCAAUUUACACUAGCAGAUGUCAGCCAGGCUAUAUGUGUAUCUCAUACGAGUAAGGAAAAUACAGUGUUGAGGUCUGGACUGCCACCUGAAAGGGUUUUUGUUAUUCCAAAUGCUGUGGAUACGGCAAUGUUCAAGCCUGCAACAGUGCGACUCAGCAAUCAUGAAAUUGUUAUUGUUGUGAUAAGUCGGUUGGUCUACCGAAAAGGGGCUGAUCUACUCGUUGAAGUCAUCCCUGAAGUUUGUCGUUUGCAUCAAAAUGUAAGGUUCAUAAUCGGUGGCGAUGGACCUAAAAGAGUGCGGUUGGAAGAGAUGAGGGAAAAGCACUCUCUUCAAGAUCGGGUUGAUAUGUUGGGUGCUGUCCCGCAUUCUAAAGUACAGUCGGUUUUGGUUACAGGACAUAUCUUCUUAAACAGUUCCUUAACAGAAGCAUUCUGUAUUGCAAUAUUGGAAGCAGCUAGUUGUGGAUUGUUGACUGUCAGUACACGCGUGGGUGGUGUCCCAGAGGUUCUUCCUGAUGACAUUAUUGUUCUUGCGGAGCCAGAUCCAAAUGACAUGGUAAUGGCAAUCACAAAAGCAAUAGAUUUGCUUCCCCAGAUCAAUCCAGAAGAAAUGCACAAUCGUAUAAAGAAACUAUACAGUUGGCAUGAUGUUGCCAAAAGGACUGAGAUUGUAUACGGUCGUGCUCUUGAAUGCUCCAAUCAGUCUCUCAUAGAUCGUUUACCCAGGUACCUAUCUUGUGGUGCAUGGGCAGGCAAGCUCUUCUGCUUGGUCAUGAUAAUCGAUUUUCUGUUAUUGCGUCUACUCCAGCUGUGGCAGCCUGACAGGAACAUCGAGGUUGUGCCCGACAUUAAUCUCACAAGUCCUCAUGGUGGAGAAGAGAAGUGGGAUUUGGGUGCAGAUGAGAAAUAGAGGUAUUCACUGGUAAGAACAAAGUAAGCACAUUUUCUUUUUUCUUUUCCUUCUUUUUCUCCUUCCAUUUUGGAUAUUGGGAUAGAAUACUGGUAGGUAAUCACUGCUGCCAUUUGAGCACUUUUUUGGCUCAAAUUAUUGUUAAUUUGAAAUGCUUGUGCGUAGUUUUAGAAAUUACAAUACCAUUUAUUUAUCCUAAGUGUUUUGGAAGAUAAAUUUCUGGUAUGAAUUAUUAUGUUCUUUUAUAUUA